This is a messenger RNA of Uloborus diversus, 2296 nucleotides long. RefSeq names its product dynamin-2-like. Gene Ontology annotation, cellular component: cytoplasm; microtubule; membrane. Gene Ontology annotation, molecular function: microtubule binding; GTP binding; GTPase activity. Lineage: Eukaryota; Metazoa; Arthropoda; Arachnida; Araneae; Uloboridae. The transcript is spliced from 16 exons. The record is from RefSeq and is a predicted model, not a curated record. Bases 1 to 1902 code for a protein of 633 amino acids.
AUGAAUUUUUUGGUGAUAUUUGCUACAACAGGUAUGAACAAACGUGAGCUGAUAGAUGUUGUCAAUGAUUUACAAAAUAAAGUAGCUGCCAGUGGUCAUACCUUGGAAAUAUCUCUUCCACAAAUUGUUGUAGUUGGCACUCAGAGUGCUGGGAAAAGCAGUGUGUUAGAAAGUUUUGUUGGCCGAGAAUUCCUUCCACGUGGGCACAACUUAGUGACAAGAAGGCCAACAGUAGUACAACUUAUUCCUUCCUCUGGAGAAGAAUAUGCAGAAUUUUUACAUAGAGGAAAUGAAAAGUUUACAAACUUUGCUAAAGUUAAAGAGGAGAUAUCAAAUGAAACAAAUCGAAAACCUGGACCUGAUGGAUUUUCACCUGAUCCAAUUUCUCUCAAAAUUUAUUCCCCUAAAGUUUUAAAAUUGACAGUGGUGGACCUACCUGGUCUUGUUUUAAAUGCUGUUGGUGGUCAGCCAGAAGACAGUGAACGCAUUGUUCGAGAAAUGGUACUGAACUACAUUCAGCAACCCAGUAGUAUUAUUUUAGCAGUAUCACCAGCUAAUCAAGAUAUUGCUAAUUCUGGUGCACUUAACAUUGCCAAGAUCGCUGACCCUGCCAGAGAAAGGACAAUUGGUGUGUUAACGAAAUUGGAUUUGAUGGAUGAAGGAACUGAUGCCAGAGAUGUACUUGACAAUAAAAAAAUUCCGCUAAAAAGAGGGUAUGUUGGUGUGCUAAAUAGAAGCCAAAAGGAAAUUGAUGAGGGCAAAGAUAUGGAGUAUAUUUUUAGAAAAGAGAAAGAAUUUUUUACUUCAAAGGAGUGUUAUAAGCACAUUGCUCAUCAAAUGGGGACCAAGUAUCUUCAAAAGUUACUUCAAAAGACACUAAAAGCUCACAUCAAAAAAUGCUUGCCUCAAGUUCGUAAUGAAAUAUCUCAAAAGCUGAUUUCAUAUAGAAAGGAACUGCGAGAGUUUGAGAAUAUAAUGGGAAAUAGUCCAAAUGGAAAGCAGUUUUAUUUAAUAAAAUUAAUUCAAAAAUUUAUUGAUGACAUUAAUGUUAAAAUGAUGGGUCAUUCCGAAAAUGUUGACAUGAAAGUGCUUACUGUUGGAGCUCACAUUCAUCAUAAACUCUUCACAGAAGUUCAGCAAAAUCUGGACUUGACAUUGAUGCCAAAUGACGAGGAAUUAGCAAUUCUUAUUACCAAUAUAUAUGGCCUCAGACAUGCCAUCUCAGUGCCAUCUCUUGCCCUUGAUGCCAUGGGUGGAAAACUGCUCGAGACUUAUAAAGAGCCUCUGGAAAGAUCUAUUACAUGUGUGAAAGAUGUUCUUAUCACUGCCAUUAUUGAAACAGCAAAAUUGAUUGACCCUUAUCCGACAUUGAAACAUGAGCUCUUGUACAAGAUAUGCUCUUACAUCGAACAAGAAGCAGAGAAUACACAAAAUAGGCUGAAGGAGCACAUUGAUGCUGAAAUGUUCUAUGUAAACAUUGCUCAUCCUGAUUUUGAUAGUUCAGAAUGUGAUUCUGUGGCUCCUGCAGCUGGUCCUGUGAAAAUUUGGGAUGCAAAAGAAGAUGCAGAAGAUGUAUCUAACACUUCAGAUCAAGUAUUGCAGUACAAAUUGAAGCAAAGCGAUCAACUUCAGAGGAAUGUGAAGUAUGUGACAGCAUUGCUUUUGAAGUAUCUUGAAAUUGUUCACAAGCAAGUAGUUGAUAUUACAAUUAAAUAUACAGUAUACUUUCUCGUAAAAAAAGUGAUGGACUUCAUCAAAAACGAUCUUAUUCCAACCCUUAUUGAAUCUGCUAAUAUUGCUUCCUUAACUGAAGACUGUGAUGCAGAUUUCGAAAGAAAAGAGCACGUGGAGUCAACUUCUGCAUUCUUGAUGGAUGCUCUUGAAGCCAUUCAAGCAUUCUAAUAAGAAGAAAAAGAAAAAUAUGUACAAAGAGCUAUUUAUGUUGAAACAUGUAACUUUAAAAAUAAGUAUCAUGUUCUAGUUGAUCUGCAAAAAAAAAAGCUUAAAUAUAAUUGGGAAUUUUAUUUACAAUUUGUUUCUGUUAUAUUAUAAAAUGGUGCUAAUUUUGUUGCAUUUAAGUAUGUAACUUGGAAUUAACCAUAGUUCCAGUUGAUCUGAAAAAAAAAGAGCUUGAAUAUAAUUUGUUAAAAUAUUUUCAAUUAUUUUUUGUUGUAUACUAAGGUAUAGUUUUUUUGUUCAAACAUGUAACUUUAAAAGUAAAUAUGUUCCCAUUGAUAUGAAGAAAAGAGCUUUAAUGCAAUUUAAAAUAAUAUUUACAAUUGUUUUUUGUUGUAAA